AUGUGUAAAAAGUUCUUAUCCAUUUUUAAUGUUCUGCACAGAACACAUGUAACAUAUUUAAAGAGCGAACAAAAAAAAGUACUAUAUGAAUUAUAUAAAAAAGAGAUACCAAAGAUAAGUGAACAUAAAGCAUACAGUGAUAUUAUAAAAUUACAAAAACAUUCUCAAAUAUUAUAUUCUUUAAAUGAAGAAUUAGAUAUAUAUAAAAAAUUAUUAAAAGAAAUUACAUAUUCCAAAGAUUCUUAUGAAGAGCGUUUAAAAAAAAAUGAAGACAUAAAUCAUUUGAAUUGCCAUAUAGAAAAUGUAUCUAAUUUAAUAAUUGAUGAUAUAAUAUUAUUUUAUAAGUCUUAUGUUAAUCAGGACCAUCACCUCGAUGCAACAGAAAUUAAAAUGGAGAUUACUGCUGGAGUUGGAGGAUUCGAAGCGAAAAUGUUUUCAAAAGAAUUAUUUCACAUGUAUGAAAAUUUUUGUAAGGUUCGAAAUUAUGAUUAUGAAAUGAAAGAGAUGAUAAAUGAUGAAGCUAAAGAAAAUAAAAAUAUUGUUUUAUAUAUUAGAGGAAACAAUAUUUAUGAAGACUUUUAUCAAGAAAACGGUAUUCAUCGUGUACAACGUGUUCCAAUUAAUAGUAACAAAGUUCAAACAUCUACCUCUGUUGUUUUUAUAUGUGAUGAAAAAAAACAAAAAGAUAAUAUUAUGAAAAAAAUCAAUUUCUCUAAACAUGAUCUCAUAGUUCAAACAAAACGUUCAGGAGGUGCAGGAGGGCAAAGUGUAAAUAAAAAUGAAACAUGUGUUAAAAUUUUACAUAAACCUACAAAUAUUUUUGUACAAGUACAAAAAACGUCCAGUCAAAUACAUAAUAAAAAUUUAGCUAUGCAACUAUUAAAAGAUAAAUUAUAUAACUUCUAUUAUGAACUUGAAAAAAAUAAUUUUUUAAAAGAUAAAAAAAAUCAAAAACAAAGUGUAGAUAGAAGCCAUAAAAUUAGAACAUACAAUUUUUUACAUGAUGUUAUUAUAGAUCAUAUAACAAAUACACAAUAUUCAGGAAUACAAAACUUUUUUAAAGGACACAUGUUAAUACAACUUAUAAAUAAAAAAAAACAAUUAUUUUAUCAAAAUAUAAUUGAUCAAACACUUCAAUAUAUAUUUGCUUUAAUGGACUGCCAAAAGGGACCUCUCGACACUUUAUCCCAAAAUAAAUAA
Messenger RNA from Plasmodium reichenowi, 1200 nucleotides. Its product is annotated as peptide release factor, putative. The record is from RefSeq and is a predicted model, not a curated record. NCBI's taxonomy places the organism in Eukaryota, Apicomplexa, Aconoidasida, Haemosporida, Plasmodiidae. The transcript has 2 exons. Gene Ontology annotation, biological process: translational termination. Gene Ontology annotation, molecular function: translation release factor activity. Bases 1 to 1200 code for a protein of 399 amino acids.